Messenger RNA from Dichomitus squalens LYAD-421 SS1, 2904 nucleotides. RefSeq lists its product as uncharacterized. Lineage: Eukaryota; Fungi; Basidiomycota; Agaricomycetes; Polyporales; Polyporaceae. The record is from RefSeq and is a predicted model, not a curated record. The transcript is spliced from 5 exons. The coding region runs from base 1 to 2904 and encodes 967 amino acids.
AUGCAGAAGGGUACCUUCAUCGUGCAAAAGCCCACACACACCACAGAGACAUCUACCUUCCUCAGAACCGCUCCUGUUGCCGCACUCUCCCUACGGCGGAAGGUAGACCCGGAGAAGGCGUCGAAGAAGGUCCCAGCAGUGUACGAGCCCGCAGCCCACGGUGCGUCACAGCGGAAGGUGCCCAAAGACUGCGCGUGCGGACUUGCGGAGCUGGAGUUUGCACACAACAAGGUCGUGCUGCCCGACGGUAAGGUCGACGGACAGGCCAUCGAGGUGUCGCAGGCUGAGAAGGAGCGUCUCCUGGUUGCCGCCGCCGCCGCGUCCAGGGCGACGAGCAGCUGUGGAAACUGCUACUUGGGAGACACAUUCCGAGCUUCCACCAUCUCUCCUAUUGCACCGCCACUCGUCAUGGCGAACUCAGUGGUUCAGUUGGGCAACGACGAAUUCUCGCGCGCCUUCCUUCGGCCAUCACACAUCAACGUGCGAGAAAAGCGUGUCUCCCUCGCUCCUUUUUCCUUACUGAAGCGUGCACGCAACAUGGACGAGACCGAAAUCUCGCAACUGUUUAUCUCGGCAGUCAACAGCCAUCACCUCAUACCAGGAUCAGUGCUUGUUCAAAAUGCUCACAAGCUGUCUUGCUCCGCUGUCGAAGGGGCACAGCGCGGAAUCAGUGCCUCAAUCAUCCGCUCUCUUCAUGUCCCCAGGCGCGGACAAGCUCAUUGGGCAGACCAGAGGGUGCCGGUGUAUUUCUUCCCCCGUGUCCCUGAUGCGGAUCCUUUCGCAGGCGCGGAGAAGAAGAACGAGAACACCGAGGCUGGACGCGAGCGUAAACGGCGACUCGAGCAGAUGUCUGAAGCAGCGGAGCGUCUUUUCUCCGCUCAGCAUCGCGUCUUUCUCUUCAUGAUCGUCAUCUUCGGGCGGAAAUUCAGGCUCAUCCGCUGGGAUCGUGCAGGAAUGAUUGCGACACCUCCGACAGACUACUAUGAGCAACCUGGCAUAUUAUGUGACUACCUGCGGCGGCUCUCUCUUUUUGACGACGCCUCCCUCGGAUUCGAUCCUACCGCUACUCGCGUUCUGAGUCGCGAUCCCGACUUCCUCCGCAUGGAUGUCGCCGCAACGCUGAACAACCAGGACCUCGAUCACUUCGAAUGUCAUGCGGAGGAAGGCGAAGUCGGCGGACCCCAUGUUUUUCGAUACGUACGCUCAAUGUUUCGAGACAGUCUCUCGUCAGACUGGCCGCGCUACAGACUACAGGUGCCAGACGGUGACAGCAUGCGCGACUACCUCGUGGGCAAACCCGUGGUUCACGGCUCUAAUGUCUUUGGUCGUGGGAUGCGAGGAUACGUGGCCUUUGACUGCCGAACUGGUUGUUUUGUAUGGCUCAAGGAUGUCUGGCGCCCGUCCGAGAUGGUCGCUGAACGGGAGGGCGAUGUCCUCCGUGAGCUCAACGAGGCUGGGAUCGAGAAUGUCCCGACCCUCGUAUGCCAUGGCGACGUCGGGGACCAAGCGACUGUUACCGACCUGUGGUGGUCGCGGGGACACGCUACAAGCCCAACAUCGCCAGAUUACUCGUCAUCCUCAGCGUCAUCCUCAGCGUCGUCGUCGUCGUCGUCGUCUUCCCGCUCGCCCGCUUCUUCCACUGGUAGAAAACGCAAGAGAGCAUCUAGACUACGCAGCGAUGACGGCGUUUCGCGCUUCAAGAGUCGACAGGCCCCUUGUCCUCUGCGAUGCCACACGCAUUAUCGCGUCAUCGUAAAGGAGAUCGCUCUGCCACUCAAGAACUUCCAGCGUGGGAAGCAAUUGACGUCUAUUGUUCUCGAUUGCCUACGCGCUCACCAUCAGGCUGCCACCAAUCCUGCGACCAUGCGCCUCCAUCGAGACAUCAGCGGGGAAAAUAUCCUCAUCUACCCUAGGGUCAGACAGGAUAAGGACGGAAGGGGUCACUCGAUAGUCUGGACCGGUCUCCUUAUCGAUUGGGAGCUCUCCAAGCAUAGAGACUCUGAAGAUGUGCCGAAGUCACUGGCAGGAGGUCGCCUGGGCACCCGCGAGUUCAUGUCGGUCAAUCUGUCGGGGAACUUACGUGAUCCCGUCAAAAUCUCCGACGAGCUAGAGUCGUUUUUCCACGUCCUUGUCUACUACUCCGUCCGUUACCUGCGCUCCAACUGCAACAGCCCCAAACCCUGGCUAGACAACUACUUCUAUUUCCGUGGCUUCCCGCACGACUAUAACGACUCGCUCAAGUCCAUAGCCAUCAAUCAUCACGGAUACCUCAGUACGCUAGUGCCGGGGGGGCCUCUGAUCUUCGACAGCCCGAUUGAUCAGCUCCUCGGGACGCUUAUCAAGAGCUUCAGGGCACACUACAAGAUCAUGUACUACAAAGCCCGCAAUCGCUCUCUUACUCCUUCUUCCUCCUCUUCGUCGUCAGCAGGCACAGAGAGCCAGAAGGCGGCUCGCGCCACUCUUCGCGCGGCCAUCGCCGCACAUGCUAUGGCGCCUAUGAUCGACUUAGACCACAACCCAGUGUUUGCAGAGUACAUGGCGAACUUGACACCGAACAUAACCCCAGACAAUACACCUACGGAGGAGGACCAGCUGCUAGCGAGUCGGGUCGUGGACCAUUCUUUCGCGCUCGACUUCUUCGCCAAGCUUCUUUGCCGGAAUGAUUGGAAGGAGGGCGAUCGCAUUCCUCCACGUCCCACCUCUCCUCCACCUGUCCCCGAACCCGUCAUCGAACUCGAGUCUGAGGAACCAGCGCCUCCCGCUAAGCGACGUCGCAAGACUUCUCCCAAGGAGAAAGCAGGCGCGGCUCCUCCUAUCCGCGUAGACACUGCGGUGCGCCGCACACGCAGUCAAACACGCGCUGCUGCUGUCCAAAAAGCUUCUGCGCGGCGUCGUAGGACCUAG